AAACUAUGUUUGGGCAGGUUGCUGGCAGCAGCAAUUAGCACAAUAUAAGUCCAGAGGAAAAAGUCCAGAGACAGAGCACCAUGGCUUCUGACAGAGGUCCUCCAGCGGGAGAUCCCACAUUGAGGAGAAGAAUUGAACCCUUGGAAUUUGAAUUCUCCUUUGACCCCAGAAACUUCUGUAAAGAGGCCUAUCUGCUCUAUGAAAUCCAGUGGGGCAACAGCCGGGACGUCUGGCGACACUCGGGCAAAAACACCACCAAGCAUGUUGAACGCAAUUUUAUAGAAAAAAUUGCUUCAGAAAGACAUUUUCACCCAUCCAUCAGCUGCUCCAUCUUCUGGUACUUGUCUUGGAGUCCCUGCUGGGAAUGCUCCAAGGCCAUUAGAGAAUUUUUGAAUCAGCAUCCUAAUGUGACCCUAGUUAUUUACAUAGCACGGCUUUUCCAGCACACGGAUCCACAAAACCGGCAAGGACUCAAAGACCUGUUUCACAGCGGUGUGACUAUCCAGGUCAUGAGAGACCCAGAGUAUGAUUACUGCUGGAGGAAUUUUGUCAACUACCCCCAGGGGAAAGAAGCUCACUGGCCAAGAUAUCCCCCUCUGUGGAUGAACUUGUAUGCACUGGAACUCUACUGUAUCAUUUCAGGUCUCCCUCCCUGCUUACAGAUUUCAAGAAGAUAUCAGAAUCAGCUCAGAGUGUUCAGACUUAUUCCUCAAAAUUGUCAUUACCAAAUGAUUCCACCCUGUAUCCUUUUAGCGACAGGGAUGAUACAACUUCCUGUGACUUGGAGAUGGAUAGAAUGAAUUCUUGUGUACAUACUGUUUCAUGAAUAGGCACUGAUGACCCACUAAAGAGUAAGCACCAUUAGAAUUGAGAUAUAUUUAGAUAUUUUUGUAUAUUUCUAUACGCUAACAGCAAAUCACCUGGAAAGGAAUUAAAGGAAACAAUUCCAUUUGCAAUAACAUCAAAAACAAUAAAAUACUUAGGAAUUAAUUUAACCAAGGAUAUGAAAUAAUUUAACCAAGGAUGUGAAAGAUCUUGGUACAUGGAAAUCUAUAAGGCACUGAUGAAACAGAUUGAAGAAGACACAAAUAAAUGGAAAGAUAUCCCAUGGUCAUGGAUUGGAAGAGUUAGUAUUGUUAAAAAACAUCCCUACUAUGCAAAGCCAUCUAUAAAUUCAAUGCAAUCCCUAUCAAGAUUUCAAAGGCAUUUUUACAGAAAUUUUUAAAAAAUCCUAAAUUUUGUAUGGAACAACAAAAGAUCCUAAGGGCCAAAGACAUCCUUAUACACCUGAAGGAAAUGAAAUCACUUGCAUGUUCCUUGUGGUAUUGUUUACAAUAGCCAAGACACAAAAAUAGUCUAAGUAUACGCCAGCAGAUGAGUGGAUAAAGAAGAUGUGGUAUACUGUGGUAUCUAUAUACACAAUAGAAUGUUACAUAGCCAUGAAAAAGAAGAAAUCCUGCCCUUUGCAACAACAUAGAUGAAACUUGGAGGCAUUUUGCUAUUUACAAUAAGUCAGACAAAGACAGCUACUAUAUGAUCUCACUAACAUGUGGACUCUAGAAAAACUGAACUCAUAGAAAGAGAGCAGGUUAGUGGUUACCAGGGGCAGAAGUAAAAGUUGUCAGAGAGUACAAAUUUUCACAGUGUUUUUUUUUUUUUGCUGAGCCUAGUGGCUUGUUGGAUCUAAGUUCCCUGACACAGGAUGGAAUCCAGGCCUUUGGCAGUGAAAGCACAGAGUUCUAACCAUCAGGGAAUUCCUGGGCAAACCUGCGAUUAUGAGACUAAUAAAUUCUGGGAAGGUCAAGUAUA
Messenger RNA from Capra hircus (goat), 1809 nucleotides. RefSeq names its product apolipoprotein B mRNA editing enzyme catalytic subunit 1 (gene APOBEC1). The transcript has 5 exons. The coding region runs from base 81 to 800 and encodes 239 amino acids. Gene Ontology annotation, molecular function: cytidine deaminase activity; zinc ion binding; RNA binding. Gene Ontology annotation, cellular component: cytoplasm; nucleus. Gene Ontology annotation, biological process: cytidine to uridine editing. NCBI's taxonomy places the organism in Eukaryota, Metazoa, Chordata, Mammalia, Artiodactyla, Bovidae. The record is from RefSeq and is a predicted model, not a curated record.